This is a messenger RNA of Plasmodium gonderi, 2259 nucleotides long. RefSeq names its product bifunctional aminoacyl-tRNA synthetase. Gene Ontology annotation, cellular component: cytoplasm; aminoacyl-tRNA synthetase multienzyme complex. Gene Ontology annotation, biological process: prolyl-tRNA aminoacylation. NCBI's taxonomy places the organism in Eukaryota, Apicomplexa, Aconoidasida, Haemosporida, Plasmodiidae. The coding region runs from base 1 to 2259 and encodes 752 amino acids. Gene Ontology annotation, molecular function: ATP binding; proline-tRNA ligase activity; aminoacyl-tRNA deacylase activity. The record is from RefSeq and is a predicted model, not a curated record. The transcript has a single exon.
AUGAGACUUUUAGAACCCCUUUUACAUAAUAUAAUAAAAGUCCCCAAUUGUAACAAGUUAUUGAACACCUUUGUAAGAAUUAAUUAUAUUUUUAAAAAAAUGAACAACCCCAAUUCUAAGGAAAAUGUGUUAGAGGAAGAAUUACAGAAGGCUAAAAUUUUAUGUAACGAAUUAGACGAAUUAAAAAUUAGCUAUAAGGAGGUAAAACAUGGAAAGGCUGAUUGUAUUCAGGAUUUAUUAGAUAUGAAUUUAGAAAAUUCGAAAAAUAUUAUAAAAAAUUUAUUUUUAAAAGAUAAGAAAAAAAAUUAUUUUUUUUUAUGUACAGUAAACUGGAAAGUAGUGGACUUGAAACAUUUAUCGAACAUGUUAAAUACAUCAAAUUUAAGAUUUGUUGAUGAAGGAAAUUUGAAAAGCAUGUUAAAUUUGCAACCAGGUUCUUUAACUCCUCUUGCAAUGAAAUAUGACAAAGACAACCUCGUAAAGCUUUAUUUUGAUGAAGAAAUGAAAAACAUGCAAGAAGUUAUUAUUCAUCCACUGCAUAAUUACAGCAGUUUAUAUAUGAAACUAGAAGAUGUAGUAAAAUUCUGUGAAUUGCAUAAUCAUUCUCCAGAGUAUGUUCACAUUAAGGAGGGAAAUGAUAAAAUAAAGAAAGAAGAUAUGAAAUUGGAAGAGGAUAAAAUGGAAAAGAAAAAAAGUAGUAGUAAUGGAGAAUCACGCAUAAAUGGAAAAGUAAACCCAAAUAAUGACGACAAGGGAAAGGAUAUCAACAUAUUGGGAAUUACAUCCAAAAAAACUGUAAACUUUUCAGAUUGGUAUACACAAGUAAUUGUAAAAAGUGAACUUAUAGAAUAUUAUGACAUCUCAGGUUGUUAUAUUUUACGACCAGCUUCCUAUUACAUAUGGGAAUGUGUACAAUCUUUUUUCAACAAAGAAAUAAAAAAACUAAAUGUCGAAAAUUCUUAUUUCCCCUUAUUUGUAACGAAAAAUAAAUUAGAGAAGGAAAAAAAUCAUAUUGAAGGUUUUAGCCCAGAAGUUGCAUGGGUAACGAAAUAUGGUGAUUCUACACUGCCAGAAGAAAUAGCCAUUAGACCAACAAGCGAAACUAUUAUGUAUUCUGUUUUUUCCAAAUGGAUAAGAUCUCAUAGAGAUUUGCCUCUUAAACUGAAUCAAUGGAACACUGUCGUUCGAUGGGAAUUUAAACAACCAACUCCAUUCAUCAGAACAAGAGAAUUUUUAUGGCAAGAAGGACAUACAGCACAUAAAAAUGAAGAAGAAGCUGUCAAAAUGGUUUUUGAUAUACUAGAUUUGUACAGAAGGUGGUAUGAGGAAUGUUUAGCUGUACCAAUUAUUAAAGGAAUAAAAAGUGAAGGGGAAAAAUUUGGAGGAGCUAAUUUUACAUCAACUGCAGAAGCUUUUAUAAGUGAGAAUGGACGAGCGAUACAAGCAGCUACUUCACAUUAUCUUGGUACGAAUUUUGCAAAAAUGUUUAAAAUUGAAUUUGAAGAUGAAAAUGAAGAGAAGCAAUAUGCUCAUCAAACCUCCUGGGGAUGCACUACGAGAUCCAUAGGAAUUAUGAUUAUGACUCAUGGAGAUGAUAAAGGAUUAGUUUUACCACCGAAAGUUGCAAAAUUUAAAGUUGUUAUUGUUCCAAUUUUAUAUAAAAACACAGAUGAAAAUGUUAUAUUUAACUAUUGUAAAGAUAUAGAAAAGGUUUUAAAAAAUGCACAAAUUAAUUGCAUUUUUGAUGACAGAGAUUUAUAUUCUCCAGGGUAUAAAUUUAAUCAUUGGGAAUUAAGAGGAGUACCCAUAAGAAUAGAAGUAGGACCAAAAGAUAUUCAAAAUAAUUCCUGCCUUCUUGUAAGAAGGGAUUCUAAUGAAAAAUUCAAUGUGAAGAAAGAAUCCGUUUUGUUAGAAACACAACAAAUGCUUGUUGAUAUUCAUAAGCAUCUUUUCCUAAAAGCAAAAAAGAAAUUAGAUGAAUCCAUCGUUCAAGUAACAACCUUUGGAGAAGUUAUGGAUGCUCUAAAUAAAAAGAAAAUGGUUCUAGCUCCAUGGUGUGAGGAUAUAUCAACAGAAGAAGAAAUAAAAAAAGAAACACAAAGAUUAUCGCAAAACCAAGGAAAUACUGAAACGUCACUAUCAGGCUCCAUGAAACCUUUGUGUAUUCCAUUAGAUCAACCCCCACUUCCUCCAAGUACAAAAUGUUUUUGGUCAGGAAAACCUGCCAAGAGAUGGUGCUUAUUUGGUAGAAGUUACUGA